GUGCAGCUGGUAACUUGCAAGUGGCAACAGAAGGCUACAAGUUGUUACCUUAGUUUACUUUUUUUUGGUAAUGUUUGUUUAAUUUUUGUUAAUUGUUUCAUUCUAAUUUGUGCGAUUUGAUUUAAAUUUGUAUUAAAAUUUCUUUCAUUAAUCUUAACAUGAUCCAGACUCCAGUGAUGAUGCAAAAUGAUGGUUCAACAAUGAUUCCUGUUGAUGCAUCGAGUGCAACUUAUGAAACCAUGGAUUAUAUGAUGAUGAACAAUCUAACCGCCAAUGCCAUAAACAAUUAUAAUGAGGCUCAAGGCUCUGAAGAAUCGAAUGAUAUUGUGAGUCAAGGCUUACCACAACAAUCAAAAAAAGGUUUAAAAGCUAGUAAUGUCUUACCUUUUUGGGGAAAUGAGAGGACUAUGAAUCUAAAUCCUUUACUUUUAACCAAUAUUAAAAACAGUCCCUACUUUAAGGUCAAUUUGUACGCCUUGAAAACAUACCAUGAAGUCAUUGAUGAAAUAUGGACUCAGGUCAAGCACAUGGAACCAUGGGAAAAAGGAUCCCGAAGGAUGGGUGGACAAACUGGAAUGUGUGGAUCUGUCCGGGGAGUAGGAGCCGGUGGUAUUGUUUCAACUCCUUUUUGUAUUCUUUAUAAAUUGUUCACCCUUCGUUUAACUAGGAAGCAGGUAAUGGGCCUUAUUAAGCACAAGGAUUCACCUUACAUUCGAGCAAUUGGACUAAUGUAUAUUCGAUACACCCAGCCUCCUGAAUCAUUAUGGGAAUGGCUCUCUCCUUAUCUAGAAGACACUGAGGAAUUUGAUGCCAAAGCUGGUGGGGGCCAGAAAAUGACUAUUGGUCAAAUGUGUAGACACUUGUUAGUAAAACUAGAAUGGUUUUCAACGUUAUUCCCAAGGAUACCCGUACCUAUCCAGAAGGAUAUUGAAACUAAACUCCAUGAACAUGAUCAAGGUAAUUGGUCGAAAAAUGGUGAUAAUUACGAGGAUGGUGAAGUUUACGGUGACGGCGAAGAAGAAAGCGAAAGAUAUAAUGAUAAUGAUAAUAAACAAAGAAGCCAUGAAGAUGACGAUGAUUAUAACUACCACAAUAAAAAAAGACAAUACAAAAGUGGUGUUAAUCGUCAUAGAAGUCGAUCUCGUAGCAGAGAAGAUUUUUCACGUAGGACUUAUGAUGAUUCUAAAAGUAGAUCUCGUGAUUUUACUCGCGAUUCGUCGCCAAGUAGAGGUAGAGAUCGUUCACUGGAUAAAUACAGGCUAAAGUCCCCGAGACGGUCAUUAGAUAGAUCAGGAGCUAGGUCAAGGAACCGAUCUAGAGAUAGAUCUCGAGAAAGAUCACGCGAAAGAUCACGCGAAAGAUCUCGAGAACGAUCACGUGAAAGAUCCAGGUCUAACGAUAGACGCAAACGUCAUCGUUCCCAUCGCUCACCCAGUGACAGGAAAAGAUCUCGAGAUCAUAAACAUAAACAUAAAAGGCGACAUUAAAGCUUAUUUUCAAAUUCUCACAAAUGUAAUUGCUUAACUCAUCUGUAUCUCAUCAGCCCAAUUUGAUUGUAUAAAACAUUGACAUCAAAUAAAAUGAAAAUAAAACAACCUGUUCGAAAAAUUUA
Molecule: messenger RNA, 1612 nt
Organism: Tetranychus urticae (two-spotted spider mite)
Lineage: Eukaryota; Metazoa; Arthropoda; Arachnida; Trombidiformes; Tetranychidae
Molecular function (GO): zinc ion binding; protein binding
Source: RefSeq, a predicted model, not a curated record